CUGUUGUAAAAAUGCCUGGAGCCCCUGAUCUGGAUUCCGUAAAACUUCGGUCUCAGCCGGGGCGUCAGCUGUCAGCUGAUAGAAACCGGUUUGGCGAUCAUCAACCAGCUGUUCCUCAGCCAAUGGGCAGUAGUAAGUUGAGACGCUCUACACGGUUUUCUGCUGCAAGUUUGAACUCUGGAAGUCAGUUUCACAGCGUUAUUUCGAAUAUCUCAAUCAGAACUGAUGACAUUGGGCCUAACAACAGAGUUAGUGUGGACAGUAGUGCAACAUUAGUCAGUGAUGCUUCAUUUAUGCAGGAAAAGGAAAAGAUGUUCAGUGCUAUCUCUUACAAAUCUGAUGAUGAUGAUGUUGAUGAUGGUAUUAAGACACAACAGGAAAAAGGAGAAAAGAAAGAGAAAGGAGCAGGAGGAGAUUAUGAUUUAGUUCCUGUCCCGAGACUAGCAGCAGACCAGGAUUAUGAUUUAGUUCCUGUCCCAAGACUAGCAGCAGACCAGGAUUUUCUGAGGGUUGAGAGAGAAAGGAAAGAGCAGUCUAGGACUCCAGUGUCAGAGAAGAGUGAGACAGAGAACCUUAUGAGUGAAACAAGGGAGGAUCUGUUACAAGGUAUACGAGCAAUGGAUGAUAGUAUUCAGACUCUGAAAGCUGAGAUGAGUAAACUAAUGUCAGUUUAUGAACAUGUUAUUUGUUACAGUUUAUGA
Molecule: messenger RNA, 701 nt
Organism: Eurytemora carolleeae
Lineage: Eukaryota; Metazoa; Arthropoda; Copepoda; Calanoida; Temoridae
Exons: 11
Coding region: 12-701 (229 amino acids)
Source: RefSeq, a predicted model, not a curated record